Molecule: messenger RNA, 152 nt
Organism: Funneliformis geosporum
Lineage: Eukaryota; Fungi; Glomeromycota; Glomeromycetes; Glomerales; Glomeraceae
Source: the annotation of a GenBank genome assembly
AAGAGUAUAAGUUUGAUAUUGUUUAUGAUGAUAAUAAUACCAAUGCUGAUGAAGAUGAUGAAGAGAGUAUAUUAGUAAUAAUACCUAAAGAUGAUAAUGCAGCUCAAUCGAUUUUCACUAAAACUCAAAUUGAAAAAUUUCAUAAAAUUUGA